CACGGUGGAUAGCAAGUGUCCAAAGAAGUAACUGAGAUACUAUCAAAGCUUAUUUCAGUUUAGGCGUGGAAGUGGAAGGAAACGUCUGAAUGGAAGCAAUGGUGAGAAGAAGAAAUCAGUAGAUGCUUCAGUAACAAAUGGGGUCUUGGUUACGGCCUCUCUUGGCUCAAACCCUUAAUUGGGUUUCCGCUCAAAACCUCCAGAAAUAUGGAGCUGUUUUGAAUAGGUUCCUACCAGGCAUCCUGGCAAAUGAGGAGGUAACAAAAAGGGCAUUGCAAGAUGAGAUAUCAAAAAAUGUUGAGGAAGUACAGAAAAUCAUAGGGUACGACUUUAAUGAUCCGAAUUUAUUGCGGCAAGCUUUUACGCAUCCGUCGUAUCACAAGGACUGUAUAUCUUAUGAGCGGCUCGAGUAUGUGGGUGACUCGGUUCUUAACCUUAUGAUCACAAAACAACAGUUUUUUAAGUAUCCAAAUCUUCCACCUGGGUUGUUGUCACCUCUACGUGCUGCAAAUGUUGACACAGAGAAGCUUGCGCGUGCUGCUGUUAAGCAUAGCUUCCACAAGUAUUUACGGCACGAAAAGCCUAUACUUACCCGACGGAUUCAAUCAUUUAUAAAUGUUCUUCCUGAGUAUCCUUUGCAUUCCCAUGGAUUGAUAAAUGCUCCAAAGGUGCUUGCUGAUGUUGUUGAAUCAACAAUAGGAGCAGUAUUUAUUGAUAGCAAUUCUUCAAUUGACACUACCUGGGAGGUAGCGAAGACUCUAUUAGAGCCCAUAAUUACACCUGAAAUGCUUCAAACAAAUCCAGUGAAGAAGCUCUAUGAGACCUGCCAGAAGCAUAAACUUAAAGUUCGAGUGGUCGAUAUGUGGUCACAUGAUGGGAGUUUUGAAGUUUUUGUUGACAAUGAAAUGAGGGGAAAAGGCAUGUGCCAUGUGAAGAAAGAAAUUGCAUUGAACAGAGCUGCAAACAAGGCAUAUAAUGAAGUUAUUGGAAUGCUAAGUGUUGGCAAUAUGAAUAUAUAGCUAAUAGCUAUUUAUCUGGCAUUAGAAAUAGAACUAUUUGUCUCUAUUGUGUUCUUAUUGCAAGUUGGAAUAGAGACUUAUUGUUUUGAAAAAUCCACAGGGCAUUUUUUGAUCGAGUUAAAUUUAGACAAAAUUAUUUGCUUU
Molecule: messenger RNA, 1163 nt
Organism: Solanum dulcamara
Lineage: Eukaryota; Viridiplantae; Streptophyta; Magnoliopsida; Solanales; Solanaceae
Product: ribonuclease 3-like protein 3
Exons: 4
Coding region: 138-1019 (293 amino acids)
Biological process (GO): siRNA processing
Cellular component (GO): nucleus; cytoplasm
Molecular function (GO): ribonuclease III activity; RNA binding
Source: RefSeq, a predicted model, not a curated record